UUAUUGUAUACAUGGACCUGGGCAUGAUCCAGUCAACUGGAAGAAAUCAGGGACUCAGAAGUCUGGUGGCAACAACCUUGGCUCUUUUUCUAGUGUUUUCUUUCUUAGGAAAUUCGAGCAGUGCACCACAGGGACUCGAGAGAAGGAACUGGACUCCUCAAUCUAUGCUCUAUCUGAAGGGUGCACAGGGGCGUCUCUUCAUCUCGGACCAGAGCCGGAAGAAGGACCUCUCCGACCGGCCGCCGCCGGAGAGACGCAGCCCAAAUCCCCAAGUACUAACUCUUCCAGAAGCAGCAGCUCUGCUCUUGGCUUCCUUGCAGAAACCACAAGAAGCUGGAGAAGAAAACUUUGAUCAAACCAGAGUCCUAGAAGACAGUCUACUAAACUGGUGAAAAUAGACCAACUCACAUUCGAAUACAGUUCCAUUCCUGCUGAAAACAUAAAGCAUGUAAAUAAAGCCCUUGGACGCUUUUUACUUCCGUUGUAAUGUUAGGAACAUGCAUAACCAAUUUUAUUCUUUCCAGAAGUAAAGGUAAUAUAGGGUUCUUAGCUGGGGACACCAUGGCCUUCUUUCAUUGCUUCAGGUCCUGUUUAGGUCACCUUGUGUCUUACUCCCAUUCGUAAUUAUAAGGCUAGAGACUCUUUAGAGUGUGCUUUCUAUUUGUUAUAACAAGUAUCCAUCUUAAUCUAGUGAGUUUUAGUUGUUGGCUUUUUCAUUCCUUUACCCCUUGCAUUGUCUUGCACUCAGCAGUGAAUCUCCCUCUCCUUUUCUGCCUUUUUCCCAUCUCCAUGGGGGGUGAGGGGAGAAGCAUGGCAGGAUGGGAAAGAGCAGAGUGUGUUCUCUGAGUAGUUCAUCUUGGAGAUGGAAGUCGUUAAGAAGGGAAGAAGGAGGGAGGUGACUGGGAAGAAGCCCGUGAUAAGAACACUUCACUGUAGUUGCUGAAGGGGGGAGAGGGCGGAUCUGUGAGGCUGGUAGAAGGUUCCUUAGUGGGGCGCUCCCCUUUGUGCUCUUUGGGGAUGUCCCUGAAUUCAGGGGGUUACUGGUAAAUAAGCAGAUGGAGACACUCUGCUCCUGUGUACAUUGUACAAAAGGAACAAACCAGUUUUUCAGAGGCAACUCAUGUUCCACAGCUAAACAGACUCAAAGACUCUGCUUACUCUAACUGACUAGAGCUCUAGGCUUUAUUAUACAUUAAAACGUUAGAUAAAGGCGCCCUGAUAACAUCAGUACUCGGUGAUAUGCCUCAUCUGCUCCUUC
Messenger RNA from Callorhinus ursinus (northern fur seal), 1258 nucleotides. It is a transcript of the gene SPX, whose product is annotated as spexin hormone. Gene Ontology annotation, cellular component: cytoplasm. Gene Ontology annotation, molecular function: neuropeptide hormone activity. NCBI's taxonomy places the organism in Eukaryota, Metazoa, Chordata, Mammalia, Carnivora, Otariidae. Gene Ontology annotation, biological process: positive regulation of gastro-intestinal system smooth muscle contraction. The record is from RefSeq and is a predicted model, not a curated record.